AUGUUGAGAAGUAGCAUCGUACUUGUAUUCGAGUUGGUGGUCUACGCCAUAAAGAUGCAUGCACUGAUGUUUGUGUACACGGCGAGGCUGGCAGUUAACCCGAUAUGGGUGCUUGGAUCUGCGUUCUGUGGCUUCAAGACCGGGAUCAUUGAUGGGAUGAGGUGCAUGCUUAUUCUCAGGGACCAUGGAGGAGAGUCCCGGAAGGCUGAGAAAUCAAAACAGCCCAAAAAUGCAGAGGACACAUUCCAAGGAGAGUUUUGCUAUAAGAAGUAUGCCUCCCAGAGCAUCCACAAGAAGUUCCUGAAGGGCAACCUUGUUAUAGUCAUAACCGACAUUACCGACAGCACAAACCUUUGGUGCUGCUUUCCUGAUGCAAUGUACAGGACCAUUGAGGUGUAUGAUGAAAUUGCUAGGAGGUUAUGUAAGGCCCAUGGAGGUCUCGAAGUAAGGAACGAAGGAGACUCUUUUUUUCUUGUAUUCACAGAUGCUCGAAAUGCGCUUGAUUUCUCUGUAGAGUUCUAUGGGGAGAUCAAGCGCAUUUCUUUUGGUUUUGGAGAGGCAGCCUGCUCUGGGGAGUGGGAAAACAAUAAGGAAUCCCGCCUCAUCCCUCUGAAGGUCCGGAUAGCCGUGAACGAAGGCCCGGUGGUACUGCGCCAUGACGAAUCCCUUGAGGUUUAUGGGGAUGUUGUGACCAGAGCCUUUAGGAUGCUGGAUCACUCGAAUGGGAAGAUCUGUGCUCCUCAGAGCUGUCUAAGUGGCUAUUCAUCUCCCAAGAAGGGAUUUCCGUUUUGUAUUCACAAAUAA
Molecule: messenger RNA, 804 nt
Organism: Encephalitozoon cuniculi GB-M1
Lineage: Eukaryota; Fungi; Microsporidia; Unikaryonidae
Exons: 1
Coding region: 1-804 (267 amino acids)
Biological process (GO): intracellular signal transduction; cyclic nucleotide biosynthetic process
Source: RefSeq, marked provisional